Neoarius graeffei (lesser salmon catfish) is the source of this 3738-nucleotide messenger RNA. RefSeq names its product chondroitin sulfate synthase 3 (gene chsy3). Bases 620 to 3085 code for a protein of 821 amino acids. Gene Ontology annotation, cellular component: Golgi cisterna membrane. The record is from RefSeq and is a predicted model, not a curated record. Lineage: Eukaryota; Metazoa; Chordata; Actinopteri; Siluriformes; Ariidae. The transcript has 3 exons. Gene Ontology annotation, molecular function: glucuronosyl-N-acetylgalactosaminyl-proteoglycan 4-beta-N-acetylgalactosaminyltransferase activity.
CGCUCCAUUAGAGCCCUCUGAAGCUGCCCGUUAUUUUGGGAGGAAGCUCCGCCCACCGACUGGAGAGAGAGAGAGAGAGAGAGAGAGGCGCUUUACUUUCACAAGCGGGCUGCUGCAGUCGGACGAAGCUGACGGAAAAAGUGUCGAAGUCGGAAAAACCGAGUGAAGUUAUUUAGCUGCCAAAAUAGUAAACAACAUGGCGAGUGCUGGCCGCAGGAGGACGCAGGCAGGCAGGCAGGCAGCGCGGUGCGACUGUCACCUCACUAACUCGGGCUGAAGAAGUGUGAAACUGCCUUGAUUUUCUUCAUCAGGUUUUUUUUUCAGUUUCUGAUCAUCACUAUGGCAGUUGAUAAGCCUUCCAGGACAGAAGGGAGGGGGAAAACCCCCCGUGGACUUCUUCAGAAACAGUAGUGAGAGAAGAUGAAGAGUUUCGACCGCACUGGGUCUCAUUCUACCAGCUGGGGAACUGGAACUACACCAUUAUGUCAACCGUCCCAGAAGGAGAAGGGAAGUGUGGCUGGCUGGAGUUGAGAGACACUCUGUGAUUGUCUUCAGGAUGUCCGGACGGGUGACAGUGCAGUCUAAACUCAACCCACCUUCAGUUUCUGUUUCCUCUUAAAUGAUCACUUGUGUUGAUUUUACCAUGGCGUUGAGGUCUAGAAAAGCCUGGACGAAUGGAUUGGUCGGGCUUUUGCUCGGGUUCACGGCAGCAUCCUGGCUCCUGGUGCCCCGGGUCACUGAGCUCAAAAAGACCUCCAUGUGCUCGCCCUAUGCGAGUCUGAGGAGAGUUUCCGAAAUGCUGAGAACCCCUGUAACUCACGGCGGCUGGUCUGAGAACCAGCGCAAUCCACCGUCCGACAGAGAAAGAAGCUAUGAAGACGAGGAUGAGGAGCGAAGUAUGGACAAGCCGAGCCAUGGUGGACCCGUUCCCCGUCCUAAACACUUCCUCUACGUUGGGGUCAUGACUGCUAAAAAGUAUCUCGACUCAAGAGCAGUGGCCGCGUAUAAAACAUGGGUGCCGGACAUCCCAGGAAAGGUCGAGUUCUUCUCGAGCCAUGGUUCUGACUCUGUGCCACUUCCUUUCCCGCUGCCCAUGGUCUCGUUGCCGGGUGUUGAUGAUUCGUAUCCGCCACAGAAGAAGUCCUUCAUGAUGUUGAAGUACAUGCACGAUCACUACCUGGAUAAAUACGAGUGGUUCAUGAGGGCAGAUGAUGACGUCUACAUCCGAGGUGAAAAGCUGGAGCUCUUCCUGCGCUCACUCAACAGCAGUAAGCCUCUGUAUCUGGGUCAGACAGGUCUAGGCACCACAGAAGAACUGGGCAAGUUGGCACUGGAACCUGGAGAGAAUUUUUGCAUGGGUGGCCCGGGUAUGAUCUUCAGCCGCGAGGUGCUGCGCAUGAUGGUGCCCCAUAUCGGCACCUGUCUGAGGGAGAUGUACACGACGCAUGAGGAUGUGGAGGUGGGCCGCUGCGUCCGGCGAUUUGGGGGAACCCAGUGUGUCUGGUCAUAUGAGAUGCAGGAGCUGUUCUACGAAAACUAUGAGCACAAGAAAGGCUUCAUUGAGGAACUGCAUAGCAGCAAGAUUCACAACGCCAUCACUCUGCACCCCAAUAAGCGUCCGGCUUACCAGUACCGGCUGCACAACUACAUGCUCAGCCAGCAGAUCUCGCAGCUGCGCUACCACACCAUCCAGCUGCAUCGUGAGACCAUGAGCAUGAGCCACCUCAGUAACACAGAGGUGCAGUGGGAGGACCAGCAGCUAGGUGCGCCCCCUUCCUACUCCCGCUACCAGCCACUCGAACGAGCAGACGUCAUCGAAUGGGAUUUCCUUAACGGGAGGUACCUGUACUCUACUAGCGAAAAAAACAUGCCUCGACAGGGUCUCGGGAACGUGCUGCGUUCAGCCUUAGAGGACACGGUGCUCCAGGUGAUGGAGAUGAUCAACGAGAACUCCAAAGUCCGAGGCCGUGUCAUUGACUUCAAAAAGAUCCAGUAUGGUUAUAGGAGGGUGAAUCCGCUACAUGGCGCCGAGUACAUCCUGGAUCUUUUGCUGCUCUAUAAGAGGCACAAAGGACGAAAAGUGACAGUGCCUGUCAGGAGACAUGUCUACCUGCAGCAGUCCUUUAGUCGGCCUUAUUUUAACGAACCCGAGCAGCUCGAUGUCGCUGAACUAGCGGAGGCAAUCAAUAGUGACUUUCAGUCUUUUUCGCUUCUCUCUAAUUCGCUCAAGAUCUUUUACCCUUUUCAGUUUUCAGACUCUAACAGGGAAAUGCGCGAGCAAGGUCAGAAGAAGUUGCAUAUCCUCGUACCGCUUACAGGCCGCUACGAUACAUUUGUGCGCUUCAUGGACAACUUUGAGAAGGUCUGCCUUAUUUCUAGCCAGAAUGUAAAACUGAUCAUCGUCCUGGUGGAUGAUGAUAGCAACCAAGACAAGGAGAAGCAUUUGGACUUAAUUAAGGAGUACCAUAAUAAAUAUCCCAAAGCAGAUCUGUCUGUAAUACCAAUGACAGGAGAGUUUUCUCGAGGUCUUGCCUUAGAAAUGGGUGCCUCUGGCCUUAAUAAUAACUCCCUACUUUUUUUCUGUGACGUGGAUCUGGUGUUCAGUAGUGACGCACUCCAGCGCUGUCGAGACAACACCAUUGAAGGGAGACAGGCCUAUUUUCCGGUCGUAUUCAGCCAGUACAAUCCCAAAAUCGUCUUCGCUGGGAGCCAUAGUGAAGACAGCAACUUUGUCUUCACCAAAAAAACCGGCUUCUGGCGAGAUUACGGCUUCGGCAUCACCUGCGUAUUCAAAAGUGACUUGCUAAAAGCUGGAGGUUUCGACACUUCAAUACAAGGCUGGGGGCUGGAGGAUGUCGACUUGUUCACGAAGAUCAUUAACUCCGAUUUAAAAGUGUUCCGUUCACAAGAACCCGGCAUAGUGCAUGUUUAUCAUCCUGUCCAAUGCAAUACUAAUCUAGAGCCCAAGCAAUACAAAAUGUGCCUGGGAUCCAAAGCGAGUACUUAUGCAUCUGCGAUGCAGUUAGCCGAACUGUGGCUAGAGAAACAUUUAGGUGUAGGAUACAGGAACAGAACUUCCUCCUGACAUUCCAGAUAUCUGUCAGUGUCACUGGAGAUUACCUCAGUACCUGAACGCAAAAGACCGAUUGCGUGUGUCUGUAUGUCCAAAGUGUAAGCAAGUGUGUGAAAUUAAGGGUACUCUAGCAACGUUUGGUGCAGCAUAUUUAUUUGUGCAGUCGACUCUUUCACAGCGUCUUCCAAAGGUCAUUUAGGAAAAUGUUCAGACCAUUUGUUUUGUGCUCUUUGUCGCAAACGUGAAAUCUGCUGAUUUACUCAGGAGCAUAUUUCUCACCACAUGACCUCCGUCUGUGAAUGUUCAGUAUUAUCAUUGCCAUUAAAGCCGUAUGAGAAGUGCUCUUGCUUCCAGGUUAAAGUGGACACAAAUACUGCUAUGAAUAAAUAAAUUAUUAAUAAAUUAAUAUAUUUCCACAGGGGACGAUAUUAAUCAAAGUACCAUAAAUGUGCUUUAAAGGGAACUGAAAGAAAUAAUUUUUUUUUUUUUAUGCUAGUAUUUUUUACUAUUAUUUCUGCAGUAUUUUUAAAGUUACUCUGCCUUUUAUUUUCUAGUUGCAAUAGGAUCAUGAAGAUAAGGUACUGGUUGCCUUCCAGCAUUUGUUGUAUUCAGUUUUUUUUUCCUUUCUUUUAUUAUUUUUUGUGAAGCUUUGCUGCUGCAAACAA